AUGAGUUCUUUCUACUACUUGCAUCGUGAUUUUGAUUUACAAAAGAAACAGCUAAUAAAGUUCAACGAAUGUUUAGCCCAGCCAAAAGUUCUCGCCCAAAGCUUGGCUCUCGCCGCUUUGUCUUCACUUGGUACUGAAAGUGAUGAUGAUUCAUAUGAUGAAAUAGAGAUCAAACAAGUGGAAAAAUUGGCGUCGAAAACGACUGAACAAGAAACUUCGAAAAAUUCUAAUGUAAUUGAAGAAAGUGGUGGUUAUCAUAAAAAGGAUAAUGGGGAUGAUGCAGUGUUCAACGUGCCACUUCUUCCAUUACCAUCGUCGGGUGCUAAGAGUAAGGCCAAGUUAAGUAGCAAUGAUGGAUUGUCUUCUACAAAAUCAUUCCAAGGAGUCGAUGAACUUUGGGAUAAAAAUGUGUUCGAAAAAAUCGAGUUUUAUGGAUCGCAACGCUUAUUUCCAAGUGUUGAACAUGGAAAAUUUGCCAUGCCAGAGGAAGCAAAUAAUAAUAAGGAGUCUUGCAUUAUGCUAUUAAAUAAUGAAGAUGUAAAGAAGGUAGACUUGGGCCGUGUUGAAGAUACCAAAAAAAGGGAAAAAAAGAAGCAAAGUAGGGGGUCGAAAAAGCUGCAAAACUUAGAAAAUCGGGAACGCUCUAGGAAACAAUCCAGUAGUGAGAAAAGUGUGUCUAAAACUCCUGAGCGUUAUCGUCGAAGAUCAAGCAGCAAAGAAUCCUGUCAUAAAAGGCGUCGCUCACAUGAUCGGAAACGGUCAAAGUCUCGAACACGAAAAGGCCGAAGAUAUGUGGAACGGCAUAUUUCACGCUCAAGAAGUCGGGAAAGGAGAAGGACUGGUGAAGGACAUUAUCGUGACAAGUACUUUAGAAGAUCACGUUCAUGA
Messenger RNA from Thelazia callipaeda (thelaziosis nematode), 888 nucleotides. Lineage: Eukaryota; Metazoa; Nematoda; Chromadorea; Rhabditida; Thelaziidae. The record is from the annotation of a GenBank genome assembly.